Molecule: messenger RNA, 507 nt
Organism: Botrytis byssoidea
Lineage: Eukaryota; Fungi; Ascomycota; Leotiomycetes; Helotiales; Sclerotiniaceae
Exons: 4
Coding region: 1-507 (168 amino acids)
Source: RefSeq, a predicted model, not a curated record
AUGGCUACAAUAUCCGAAAUAUCUUUGCCUCAAAUUGAAAACAUACUUGAGGGCCAUACAUCCGAAUUCAACCCAUUCUCUUUCUCCAGGAAGAAGAAGGGUUCUAGUCGCUAUUAUCCUUUUCGAAUGCUUCCUCGCCCUAGUCAACAUUUUGUCAGGGAUGAUGGCACCAGAGGGCGAAGGAUGGAGCCUAGUGUUCGUCUGAAUGAAACCCCUGGGAAUCUUGGACAUUACCAAUCCCUUGGGAGCGCCCUCUGGCAUCUGGGAUGCUGUAUACUCAUGUUUUACUUCUUCUCGUCGAUUCUUCAGAUAUCUUCAACUCUUAUUCCUCAAUGGAUUCCGACAAUUCUGGACUGUGGAUUCAGGCUUAGUCUUGGCGUACAGAACUUACCAACAGCUUACUUGUAUGGCGUGAGGGACUGGGCAAUGAAUAUGGUUGGCAGCUUGUGCGGUGGUGAUCAGCCAACUUUCCGGCGUGAAAACACAUAUACUACUAGUUCGACCUGA